AUGGGUAUUCGAAGAACAUUGACCUCCCCCAAUCCAGGCACUGCUCGCCUUCCAUUCUUUGGCAAUCCAUUUCGUCGUCAAAACUCGGUUGGUGCGGAGCGUCGACCAUCUGAACUGAAUAUCAUGGGUAAUGAUGGAGUGGUGAGCGCAGAAUACACUUUGAAAACCAUCCGACAGGCCCAAUCGAAUGCAUGCUUGACCAAACUGGAACUGGAAGAUGUCAUCACCAGACAAGAUAGUCGAUCCACGUCCAUUUAUGGGGCCAUUCAGCAGUUACUAGACCAAGAACGUGAGUGGAAAUACAUCAAGUUUGUGGAUUCCAUACUGCUUCGAGAUGGACAAGCCACCGCGGCCAAGCAGUUACAAGAUUAUUGCAAUCAUCGCAUGGUCAUGUGGAAUGUCAUUCGUCAACAUGCCAAGGACAAGCCCAUCAUGUUCCAAGUCAAACUGGAAGUGGCCUCCGGCACCAGCAUGAACGUGGUGGAAGACAUGUUGUCGGUACUGCAACAGCUUCCAAUUGUGGCCAGCAUUGAUUUUGGGGGAGGCCUCUAUGGUGUACGAAAACCCAAUGUACCCAGCAUGUUGGCAGAUUUGUGCUGUGUCGACGACUUUUGCCUCCGAGAAAUGAUCAUGCUGUCUCUAUCUUGUACUGCACCUGAAGCAGCGCCCGUUCAUAAUAACGCCACAACACUUCUGUGGGGAUGUUCGAAGAAGCUACAGAAUCUUCGAAGACGGAUGUCGGACGAAGAAGAAUCCUCAUGCGAUGUGGAAGCAGAUCCCAGUUUGUGGUGGAGGCAGUUGAUGAACGAUGAUGAUGUGAUUACAGGAUCGCCAGGAGGCCGUGGGCGGUCUCCAACAAAGCAAUCGAGCUCCCCUCCGAGAUCAACACAACAACAAUACAGCCCCCGUAGACUCUCACCCAAAAGAUCACAAUCCCCAAAACGAUCUCAAUCACCCAAGCGAUCUCAAUCGCCCAAAUCAAGCAAACAAGCUCAAUCCCUUCAGAGCCCACAAUCCGCAAAACGCUCUCAGUCCCCAAAGCGUUCUCUGUCCCCCAAACGAUUGCAGCAAGGACUCAGCCGUCGAGGGAGAAUUGGGGGCCGUUCCCAGCCUGAUUAUAAUUGGGCCAGCAAUAAGGGAGCUGUUGUUUCUCUCAGUCCCAAGGGUCGUCGUUUGCAUCGAAGUGAUCACAUUCCAAGAACCAUGAUGAGAACAACAAUCAAGGAACCAGACUAUCGUUGGGACAAGCACCAGCACAGCAUGCCGGAAAUGGAUUCAUCUUCCAUGGAGUGUCCCAUGCCUUCCUUUCGACGAGCAGCAACUAUUUCCUAG
Molecule: messenger RNA, 1332 nt
Organism: Seminavis robusta
Lineage: Eukaryota; Bacillariophyta; Bacillariophyceae; Naviculales; Naviculaceae
Source: the annotation of a GenBank genome assembly